AUGGAACCCCCGCAGGAAUUUCCAUUUCCCUUCCCAGCAUACGAAAUCCAGAAACGAUUUAUGAGAGAACUUUAUGUUUGCUUGGAAGGUGGUAAGCUGGGUCUCUUCGAAAGUCCCACAGGAACUGGAAAGUCCUUGUCCCUAAUUUGUGGUGCGCUUAAGUGGUUGGUUGAUCACGAGAGAUGGAGAAAGGAAGAGUUAACUUCGACGAUCGCUCAAAUAGAUGAUAAAUUAAAAAGCUGUGAGAAACUAUCUGAUAAUUGGUUUACUGUGCAGACGGAGCAAAUAGAGCUUAAUGCUGAGAAACAGCCGUUGCAAGCCAAGCUAAAUGCACUUCUUGAGUAUGAAGGCCAAAAGGAGAAACUUAAAAAGAUGAUUGUUGAAUCAAGGAGAGCGAAAACAACUGGAAAACUGAGGCAGCAAUUCAUCAAAAGAGUUCCAGAGUCAGAUAAGACAGAGGAAGUGAAUCCUGAUGUCUGUGAUAUCGAGAAGGAUCUUAUCUUGGAAGAUGGAUUAUCAAACUCAGAAAGUUCUGAAGAAGAAGACACGGAUGAACCUUUAUUUAAGAAUACCAAAAUCUUCUUCUGCUCUAGAACACAUUCACAAUUGACACAGUUUGUCCAUGAAUUGAAAAGAUCUCCCUAUUCUCAAGAGAUUUCUGUAGUACCGCUCUCGUCGAGACAAAAUUACUGCAUCAACAAAAAUGUCAAGAGAUUGAAGCACAUCAAUCUGAUAAAUGAAACCUGCCUUCAGCUGCAAAAAAAGAAGACUACUGUUAAGAAAGAAAAAGAUCUAAAGAGAUCAAAAACUGCAAGCAGUUGCCCAUUUAUACCAGGUGAUCAGAAACUUUUAAUGGCUGAGAUUCUAACAAAUAUUCAAGAUAUUGAGGAGAUAACACAGAAAGGACAGGAAAAUAACACUUGUCCAUAUUAUGGCUCAAGAAAAUCUCUGCAAAAUGGACAAUUAAUAUUAGUACCAUAUAAUUCUAUUUUUCAUAAGAACACCAGAGCCAGUUUAGAAAUAGAUUUAAAAGGGAAUAUAUUAAUAAUAGAUGAAGCCCACAAUUUGCUGGACGCCAUCGAAAGAAUGCACAGUUCUGUAAUUACUGGGAGAAAUUUGCUUCACUGUUACAGUCAGCUGUCGCAAUAUCAGAAAAGAUUUGAAUCUUUGUUCUCUGCUAAAAGCGUGAUGUAUUUAGGCCAAUUGAGUUUUUGCUUGAAGAAGCUUCUAACUCUCUUUGGAGCAACAAUGAAAUCUCAUCCCAAUGACGCGAUCGAUAAAACAAUAGCACCCAAAUUAUACAAAAUAGAAGAUUUCGAAGUGCUUACAGAGAUUGAUACAGUAAACAUCUUCAAAUUAUUAGAAUUCAUCAAAACUUCAAAACUAAUUCAUAAAUUACAAGGAUUUGUUGAACAAUAUGGCAAUAAUAUUAAAAUUAAUGAACAAAAGACAAAGAAAUCUGGCAUAACAGAAUUUUUAAACUCGAUUAAAAAUAAUGAUGUAUCCUCUCAAGAAACUAUUAGUAUUGCGGACACAUCAAGCAACAAUGAAGAACAGACGAGCAAUCCUUUGAUGGCAAUCUUAAGUUUCUUGGAGUGCUUAAAAAACAGCUGCGCGGACGGCAGAAUAUGUGUUCUACCUAGCACUACUGUUGGACAAGGAAUUAUAAAAUUUCUAUUGUUGAAUCCUGCAGCACAUUUCCAUGACAUCGUGAAAGAUGCCAGAUCUGUGGUACUAGCCGGUGGCACAAUGGAACCAAUGUCCGAAUUCGUAGAUCAACUAUUCUUAAUGGCGGGUGCUACACUAGACAGAAUUAUGACAUUUUCGUGUGAUCAUGUAAUUCCCAAGGAAAAUAUCAUAUCCAAUGUUGUAACGCGUGGUCCGACUGGAAUUGAAUUCGAAUUUAAUUAUCAUAGUCGACAAGAUAUAAAAUUGCUGGAUGAAUUAGGUAGAGUAUUAUUAAAUUUAUGUAACGUUGUACCAGCUGGAAUAGUAGUAUUCUUUCCAUCUUACAAUUAUGAAGACACAGUAUUUAAGCAUUUAGAUAAAUCUGGCGUUAUAUCCAAAAUUUCUACAAAGAAAUGUAUCUAUCGUGAACCUAAAUUAGCAUCACAGAUCAAUACAAUAUUAGAUCAAUAUGCACAUUCUAUCAAGAAUCCACAAUCCUCGUGUAACGGAGCGUUAUUGUUCAGCGUAGUGGGUGGUAAAUUAAGCGAAGGUUUAAAUUUCUCUGACGAUUUAGGUCGAUGUGUCAUAGUCAUUGGCUUGCCAUAUCCUAAUAUUAAAUCAUCAGAAUUACAAGAAAAAAUGAAGUAUUUAAACGAGAAUGUUAAAUCGGACGCCGGAAAUAAUUUUUACGAAAAUUCUUGCAUGAAAGCAGUGAACCAAUGUAUUGGUCGAUCUGUUCGUCACAUUAAUGAUUACUCGACGGUUGUACUGUUAGAUAAACGUUAUUGUCACAAAAUCAAAGUACUACCUCAAUGGAUUCAACGCUCCGUGACGAUUAAUAAUUCAUUUGGUUCUGUAGUUGGUAACAUCGCAAAAUUUUUCGCAGCGAAAAGAUUUAAGAAAGUUUAA
Atta colombica is the source of this 2577-nucleotide messenger RNA. Its product is annotated as probable ATP-dependent DNA helicase DDX11. Lineage: Eukaryota; Metazoa; Arthropoda; Insecta; Hymenoptera; Formicidae. Gene Ontology annotation, cellular component: nucleus. The transcript has 8 exons. Gene Ontology annotation, molecular function: DNA helicase activity; hydrolase activity, acting on acid anhydrides, in phosphorus-containing anhydrides; ATP binding. Gene Ontology annotation, biological process: nucleobase-containing compound metabolic process; establishment of sister chromatid cohesion. The coding region runs from base 1 to 2577 and encodes 858 amino acids. The record is from RefSeq and is a predicted model, not a curated record.